CUCGUCGUGUCGAAGGGAGACAAGAGCGAAACAACGAAGCGACCGCCGAGUGAAACUUCUUUCGUAGCCUUGCGUUCUUCGUUGAGCCGCUCAAAAUGGGGCAGACGCGUGCGACGCGCGAUUCCUUCCUCUGGGCAAUGUCUGUAGUAUAUCUGAGCGCGUUCGCAUCCAUCUAUCAUCAAAUGCCCGGACUCUAUGGGGACCAUGGAGUUAUGCCAGUGAGAUCGGUGAUUCCUAUAGACAGCCACACCAAACCAGUGCAAGAAUUGGCCAAACGAGCUGCCGAGAGGCCCUCCUUGAUAUGGCUGGCUCCAAACUUUGGCCUCAAGGUGGCCACCAUGGCCGAGUUUCUAGCAUUUCUUGGCAUUGUCAUGUCCUUCAUGGCCUGCGUGUCGGCACGCUUCAGGGACUGCAUCAACUUCGCACUUCUUUGGAUACUGUACUUUUCAAUUUACCAGGUUGGCCAAGUGUUCAUGUGGUUUCAAUGGGACAUCCUGCUGCUGGAAGCCGGCUUCCUGUGCGUACUGGUUGCUCCACUGGGCAUCCUCCAUCGGACUCUGGGGCUCAGCUCAAGUUGGCGUCUGCCACACCGGCCACAUGAUGAGAUCACUCUGUGGCUGGUGCGCUGGCUCCUGUUCCGGCUCAUGUUUGCCUCCGGGGUGGUGAAACUGACUAGCGGCUGCCCCACCUGGUGGGGUCUCACAGCACUCAAUCACCACUUCGAAAGCCAGUGCAUUCCGACACCCAUUGCGUGGUACUUCCACCACCUGCCCAGCUGGAUGCUCCGGCUGGGGGUGGUCUUCACAUUUGUGGUUGAAAUCGCCAUUCCUCCCUUGUUCUUUGCCCCCGUGCGUGCUCUGAGGAUCUUCAGCUUCUACAGCCAGGUUUUUUUGCAGAUAUUGAUAAUUGCGACGGGCAAUUACAACUUUUUCAACCUGCUUACUAUAACAUUGUGCGUGUCACUGGCCGAUGACGCGCUGUUUCUUGGCAAUGCUAGGAGGGUCACUACAGGCAAGUACACCCACUUGCGCUCUCUGUCAGGCGUUCUGGCUAAGGCUGUUACAUGGCUGGUGUAUGGUGGUCUUGCUUACGGAACCAUCAAGUUUUUCCGCCUGCAGCUCGAUGAUAACUGGACGGUGCAGUCAAAAGUCGCCUUCAGCAAUGCAAAGUUUGACGAGUUCCUUGGCACAGCCGUGCCCCUCAUGGUGUGGGUCGGAAGUGCCUCUCUGGCUUACCACAUUCUGAUCGCUCUGUACAGGUCAGUUGCGAAAGAAAGGGGUAUCCUGAGCAAGAUCUUCUCGACCUUGGGCACCAUUUUCUUAGGGACGGCUGCAGUGUGGGUCUUCUGCAUUUCUCUGGUCCCAUUCUCGGAACUGGACCGCGGGCUGAACAGGAAACUGUGGCCCACAGUGCGGCGCUGGCAUUACAAGGUUGAGCCUUUCCACCUGACAAGCUCAUAUGGCCUCUUCAGACGCAUGACAGGUGUCGGAGGGCGACCAGAGUUGGUCCUGGAGGGAAGUGACGACGCAAAUGGCCCAUGGGUGGAGCUGCCGUUCCUGUACAAGCCAGGGGACGUGUAUCGCCCACCACCAAUUAUUAUUCCACACCAGCCCAGGCUUGAUUGGCAGAUGUGGUUUGCCGCAUUGGGUGACUACAGACAAAACCCCUGGUUGCUCAGCUUGAUUUACCGUUUGCUCAACAAUGAUGCAGCAGCACUGCGCUUGAUGAACAUGGAGCGGUACCCCUUCAGCCGCCACCCACCCAAGUACAUUCGCGCCUUGCUGUACAAGUACUGGUUUACCAAAAUGGACUCCAACAGUGGGCGUGGCUGGUGGUACCGCAGCAGUCCCAAGGAGUACCUUCCCCCAGUCCACAAGACGCAGCCUUUCCUCAGGAAGUUCCUCCAAGAGAAUGGCUUACCAGUGGACACGCCCAAAACAAAGUCUACGAACAAGUACCUUAUAUACAUCCUGAAGCACUCGAGAAAGUUUGCAGAGAGUAUGUCGCCAACAUUGUACAUCUGGUCACUCAUCUCCACCUCGCUGGUGCUCAAUGCCGUUCGAGGCAUGUUUUGAUCCAAUCUGUCCGACGCGCCAAUUCCAGUAUAUCUCCCAAUUCUUGGAAGGCGCAGGAGUUUCACAGAUCUGCGCACUGGCGGGAAACUAAACACAUUUCCUUUAGUGCUUGGACACUGUGUAAAAUAUUUGUUGAACUGGUGAAGUGUUUGACAACUAGUCUACACUGUUCAGAAAUGUUUCCUGUCCCAAUGUUCAGAUUUAUGUGUGGCCUAAUAACAUGUCCAAAUUUUCUCAAUUAUGCUUUGUAGUCUUGAACUUUACCAGUGGCAGCAAGCCCGUUUGCUUUGUCCCUGGCAUGAUUCGGCAGGCUGAGCCUAAGCUGUUUAAUGAUAACUG
Rhipicephalus sanguineus (brown dog tick) is the source of this 2414-nucleotide messenger RNA. RefSeq names its product lipase maturation factor 2. Gene Ontology annotation, cellular component: endoplasmic reticulum membrane. NCBI's taxonomy places the organism in Eukaryota, Metazoa, Arthropoda, Arachnida, Ixodida, Ixodidae. The transcript is spliced from 15 exons. Gene Ontology annotation, biological process: protein maturation. The coding region runs from base 96 to 2075 and encodes 659 amino acids. The record is from RefSeq and is a predicted model, not a curated record.